This is a messenger RNA of Trematomus bernacchii (emerald rockcod), 1242 nucleotides long. RefSeq names its product family with sequence similarity 110 member C (gene fam110c). The transcript has a single exon. Bases 160 to 1218 code for a protein of 352 amino acids. Lineage: Eukaryota; Metazoa; Chordata; Actinopteri; Perciformes; Nototheniidae. The record is from RefSeq and is a predicted model, not a curated record.
UGUGUCUUAGACCAGACAAGGUGAAGUCUCCUGUUAUAAUACGUGCUCAGGCAAAGAACAGACUUGAAUGGAAUCUGUUAGCUCUAACACCGGAGAGACCGCACGCAAAAGGAUUACUACUCUUUGGAAAUAACAUAUUUGUCUUACAUUUAGUCCACAAUGGAAGCAACCAGUGAUACCACAAAAAUCUUGGAGAAGGGUCCUGAAUACCUUCGAAAACAAAUGGAAUUGGAGAGUGAGACAAAAGGAGGCAUGAGUGCUGUGGAGAGGCUAGCUGCAAGCAAACUGAAAUAUGUCAAAAGCGAAAAGGUGGUCCACUCUACUCAGGCGCCAGUGAUCAGUAUUGGAUCCGCCUCUGUGAGUAGCACUGGGUCUUCUAUCCGGAGCUUGAACCGUGGUGGGAAUCGUGUCACAGGGAGUAACUCCAGAGAGACUGCAUGUGGUGUACAAAUCACCAGCUCGCCAGGGCAGGUACGUCGGUCCAGCUCCAAAAAACGACCAGACUCUAUUAUGCUCUACAGACAGAAGUGUGAUUUACUGAGAGGGUCAACAUUGGACCGAAAACACCACAUAACACGUAGGUUGCUGCAGAGCUCCGUGCGUAAAAAUGUUUUGUUACCUGAGGCCACAGAUAAGGAGUGUGAAGCUGAGGGUGACAAGGAAACAAUCACAACACCUGUGGGAACAGUAAAGGAAUGCAGCUCAUAUGUAGAAACCUCUCUAUCCCAGCGGAGGAGGAAUGGACAAGCAGGGCAACACAGCAAAGAAAACAGUGGGUCUGGGUCAAAGGUGACAGGUGGGGUUUCGAAGAAUUCUGCUGGUCUCCUAACAGUUCCUGAGGUUGAAAGGAGGUCUGGCAAAGGGGUCAGCCGUUCUCAUUCUGAUAUCAGCUCCAGGUACUCCAAAAACUUCACAGACUUUGAUCAUUUUUUCAAGUACUGUGGGCUGGGCAGUGAUGUUAUUGACUCAUUUGGGAAAGAUAACUUCUCUUCACGCUCAGCUGAAAUUCAGAUCAACAUCCGGAGUUUUAGCACCUCUACGUCAGACGAUGGUUUCUCCAAGAACAGUGGUGACAGCGAUGGAUUAAUGGAAGAAGAGUUACAUGAAAAGAUAAGUCAAGGGACGUCAGUUAUUGAGCGCAAUGCAAGGAUCAUCAAAUGGCUGUACAGCUGCAAAAAUGCUAUAGAGACUGGGCAAAAAUUAAGAGACCUCGAUUGAGAUAACUGCUUAGUAGUUGGUGUG